AUGUCGUCGACAAGGUCGAAGAGAGCCAGUGCACGCAUUCGAAAGAGACCCAUCAGCUUUGGCAACCCGGCUCUUGGAACCUAUCAUGGCGAUGUAUACACGGUCGAAGGUGACCACGAUAACAUUGGCACCCAGCUUCUAGCGGAAGGCGUAGUGACCGCCAACAAUUUAGUUGCCAUGGUCGAUGUGCCACCAGAGCAGGUACCCGAAGGCGUAUUGAAUUUGGCGCGUUCCCAUCGACCGUUGAUUGACCAUAUGCGCGUAGUUAUUGCGGAAGGAAAUGGCCAGGUCGAGGCCGUACAUCGGUCUACAGAGACCGAUGUGGUUAGCGAAGAGGCAAGAGGGAAACCGCUCGCUUCCUACACCUUCGCUGGCGUCAAUGCCGCUUCCAUUUUAGCUUCUGACGUUGAAGUGUCGGAAGCUGCGAUUGAUCCAAAAGCGCACAUGGAGCAAUUACUGGAAGACGAUGGAGCCGAGCACCAUCCAUGUCGAACAUACCUUGUCUUGCUAGAAGCAUGCUCGCCCGAAGCCGCAAAGGACCUUGUGCAAGACUUGCGUGGAAUGCCUUAUACAUUUCUAGACGAGACACAAACUUGCAGCGUUUUCCACGUUGUGGCACUAGAAGGGGCCGACGGAGUUUCCCUCAUGUCCCCUUUCUUCGCGCCGUCCACAAAAGCGACAGACAAUGGGCACUUGGAAAUUUCAUCGUCUCAUUCAAGUGACUCCCGAAUGGAGGCAAGAAAUCGCUGCGGGAGCGUUGAUUGUAAAUCUGGAGAAUCUGAGCACCCUUCAGGGCAGCACCAACGCUCGGAAGAUUACAAUUGCGCAGUCUGCCUAGAGCAUAUGGACAUGACCUAUCCCAGAUCUGGCGAACGGACCUCAAUUUUGACAACAGUCUGUAAUCAUUCGUUUCAUAUGGAUUGCUUGCUGCAAUGGCAGGACUCUCCCUGUCCGGUUUGUCGCUUUGAUCAUUCUGGUUUGAACGAGGCGUUGUCACAGUGCCACCUAUGCGGAAGUACCGCCCACAACUACGUUUGUUUGAUAUGUGGUAUUGUGUCGUGCAGCGGAGGGCCCCGCUCCUCUAGUGCUGCUGCUGAUACGGAGACGCAGCAUGUAUGGGACUUUGCCGGUCAAGGGUACGUGCAUCGCCUCUUACAAAACAAAGAGGACGGGAAACUAGUAGAAGUACACGAUCCCUAUAACACCACUUCCCAAGAACGUUCGCUAAGUCCUGGUUUGAGCGAAUCGCAAGAAGGAGAAGUUGUGCAUCGCAAGCUAGAGGGGUUUGCUAGUCAAUACUAUACAUUGCUGAAAUCGCAAUUAGAGCAGCAACGUAUUUUUUAUGAAGGUCGAUUGGAAGAGAUUCGACGCGAUUACGACGUGGCGAAGCCUCUUAAAAAGUCGACCGACCUGAUUGCUGCUCUAAAACAAGAGCGCAAUCAACUUUCGCAGCGACUAGUUACGCUAGAGACGCGUCGACGAAAAGUGCUGGAAGACGUUUCCUUUCUCGUCAGUAUGAAUGAGAGCCUGGUAGCCAACAAGGAACCACUCAGGCGACAGAUCGAAGAAGCUCAACAACAAAGCUUAAAUGCUCGUCGUACCUUCGAAGAACUUUUACAGCCAUUGCAGGAUAAGGUCACGGCUCUGAUGUUACAGCUGGAGGAUGAGGAAAGCGAUAAAAAGCCAGCAGCUCUAUGA
Messenger RNA from Phaeodactylum tricornutum CCAP 1055/1, 1698 nucleotides. RefSeq lists its product with no specific name. NCBI's taxonomy places the organism in Eukaryota, Bacillariophyta, Bacillariophyceae, Surirellales, Neidiaceae. The coding region runs from base 1 to 1698 and encodes 565 amino acids. Gene Ontology annotation, cellular component: cytoplasm. The transcript is spliced from 2 exons. Gene Ontology annotation, molecular function: ubiquitin protein ligase activity; zinc ion binding. Gene Ontology annotation, biological process: Ras protein signal transduction; protein ubiquitination. The record is from RefSeq and is a predicted model, not a curated record.